Molecule: messenger RNA, 879 nt
Organism: Syzygium oleosum
Lineage: Eukaryota; Viridiplantae; Streptophyta; Magnoliopsida; Myrtales; Myrtaceae
Exons: 5
Coding region: 1-846 (281 amino acids)
Source: RefSeq, a predicted model, not a curated record
AUGCAUUCUGGAAUCAAAAAUCUGCUUCAGAAUGCAUUUCAUGUGCACCCUGAUAAGCUUAAGCUGCAGCUGCAGCUGCAACUGCAACGGCGUCUUCCUCACCUUUUUACAGUCGAAAGCGUUUCCACGAAAGCCCACAUUCUCUUUCUGUUAUUUCAAAAAUCUCUUCUGCCCAAUAACGAUUCGCCCGCCCCCUCGCCCGCCGGUCCCGACCUCCGCCGUUACCUCCGCCCGCCCGCCCAAGAGCAACCCGCCCGCAGGUCCCGACCUCCGCCUUCGCCUCCUCCCGCCCGCCCAAGAGCAACCCGCCCGCGGGUCCCAACCUCCGCCGUCGCCUUCUCCCGCCCAAGAGAAGCUGGGUCCCGAGCUCUGAUCGCCGUCACCUCCGCCGCCAAACCUAGCUCGGUGCUCCUCCCCAACGGCCGUGGAUGGGGGAGUGGUGGUGGUCUCUUCUCCGUCGAUUUCGUCGACCUCUGCUGUAAGUCCAAGCGGGCCAGGCGUCGGCUCGGCGUCUCCCGCUCCAGGGGCCGACCGCGCCUCCUCUCCGCCAGCAAGCCCGCGCCGCCUUCCUCGGUAAAGGCCGUGCUCCAUCUCGAGUGGGCCGGCCAUUCGUCGUCCCCCCGCGGCGAGCCGCCUCGUCAGUUCGGGGACAAGCUUCAGGGCAACUUGAAUCGGAUGCAAUCUUGUGAAAACUCAUUAAAGUCCCCUGUUUGGCAUGGUCGUGAGAAUGAAAUCCGUCCUUUUGGCUUUACUCCUCACUUUGAGCAGAUAUCUUAUAAAAUCAGACCUGUUGCUUGUCUUGUAAUGGGCUUUGCUUAUGUUUGGUCUUUGUCUCAAGGUGGUUGACUUUUAUGAGUAUUACAAGGGUCAGAUGGAGGC